AUGGCAACUGAAUACAGCGAUGGUGGCGUUCCCUGCGUUGAGGUACCCCUUUAUGAAUGGGAGACAUCAACGGACAGUGGCUGGAGCGUGACGCUGGCGUGGUGCUUCACGAAUUUCGGUAGCGAACUGGCCUCGGCUUUUUACUAUAACGCCAUGACUACAUACUCGACUACAGUCAGUAACGACUACAGAGAGACAACGUCCACCUCGGAGCCUGAAGCGAGGACGACGCCGCCAGAAGUAUCACGAACCGACUCGCCAACUACUGAGGAGACCGGCACGGACAGGACAGAUAUAGCCCUGGGUGGGGCAGGUAAAGGAGAUGGCAAUGAUGGGGGAUCUGGGACGAAUAUCGGGGCUAUUGCGGGAGGCGUAGUUGGCGGUGUCGUAGGGCUUGCGCUCAUCGUACUGGGUGUAUGGUAUGCUGGGACGCAGUAUAAGGCCAAGGGUAAAGAGAUGAGGGAGCUUGGAAUAGGAUAUGUGGACGGACGUUGA
This is a messenger RNA of Aspergillus puulaauensis, 495 nucleotides long. RefSeq lists its product as uncharacterized. The record is from RefSeq and is a predicted model, not a curated record. Lineage: Eukaryota; Fungi; Ascomycota; Eurotiomycetes; Eurotiales; Aspergillaceae. The coding region runs from base 1 to 495 and encodes 164 amino acids. The transcript has 2 exons.